Molecule: messenger RNA, 816 nt
Organism: Aspergillus novofumigatus IBT 16806
Lineage: Eukaryota; Fungi; Ascomycota; Eurotiomycetes; Eurotiales; Aspergillaceae
Product: putative HIT finger domain protein
Exons: 3
Coding region: 1-816 (271 amino acids)
Biological process (GO): chromatin remodeling
Cellular component (GO): Swr1 complex
Molecular function (GO): nucleosome binding
Source: RefSeq, a predicted model, not a curated record
AUGUAUCGUAUUGAAGUCCUCCCCGGCACAUCCUCCCAUGUCACGCCCGGAUGGACCUACGUCCCCGACCGCGGCUUCGACCCAGCGCAAGCAGCUAUCACACCUACCAUCGGCAGGAAACGAGGAAUCCGCGAUGGUGGUCGCACCGACUUAUCUUCGCGCCAGAGCAAUGCGAUUAUUCGCCACAUAGCUGAGCUUGACCGGGAGAACCAUCGAGACGUCCAUAUUCCGAUUCCAGUGAAACAGAAGGAUGCAGCCGGUAGAGGGACACGGGGAAAGACGACUUCAAAUGUGCGCCGUAUCCUACAAUCGCAAAAGACCUUCCGAAACUACCUCGAUGACGAGGAGGCGGCCCUGGCCCAAGCCGCACAGUCAACUAUACAACGGCCCUCAAUCAGCAAGAUAACGAAGCCCUCCCGACGAAGUCUAACUCCCGCUACUACCCCCAAGUCACACUCAUCGAAAAGAAAACAAUCCACCCGCGACCCCGACACAGACGAAGACAAGAAGCAGAGCGAGCCAGAAACCGAGAACCAGAAUCGACUGAUCAAAUCGGAGCACGACAACGAUCCUCUUCUCAAAUCGUACAUUCCUUCCGCACCCUCGGAGCGCAUAAUGCAGGCACUCCUGGCCGAACCGCCACUCACAUACAACGCGGCUCGUGCUGGUCCAUCCCUAACCGUCAAGGCACCACGGCACUUUUGCUGUAUGUGCGGGUACUGGGGCAAGAUUCGGUGCAAGAACUGCCAUGUUCGGACCUGCGGAUUGGCUUGUUACAAGGUUCACGAGGACUCGCGGUGCGGAGCGUUCUUUUGA